AGGUUUCCGGACCAGACAUGCAGGAAGGGAGCUCCCAACUCUCAUCCUGGGACUCCUCCUUCUUGAAAACCGUUGCUGAAGGCACCGAAUGAAGAGAGGAAAGACAGGCCCCAACAGCACCAACUGAAGCGGAAAAUUCCUCCGAUUGCUGAAAGCCAGUAACGUUUUUGUGUUCCCUUUGAAAAUUUCUGACCUAUCUCUUCUGAACUUGCGCUGGAAAGGAAAGGGGUUUUGCCCCUGCCUGGGAAAGGUGAUAGUAGCACCAGGCAGCGAGCCUCAACAUCAGAUGGUGACCGGUCUGGUGACGUACGGCUACAGCCAUGAACUACCCCCUAACCUUGGACAUGGAUCUCAUAAACUACAACCUGGAGGACCUGUACAAGGAACUGGGCAACUUCAGUGACAGCACGGAGCCCCCCGUGGUGGAAAAUCACCUCUGCCCCACCGUGGAGGGGCCCCUCCUGACCUCCUUCAAGGCCUUGUUCAUGCCCGUGGCGUAUGGCCUCAUCUUCCUCCUGGGUAUGAUGGGCAACAUCCUGGUGCUGGUGAUCCUGGAGCGGCACCGGCAAACGCGCAGCUCCACGGAGACCUUCCUGUUCCACCUGGCGGCGGCCGACCUCCUGCUGGUCUUCAUCCUGCCCUUCGCUGUGGCCGAGGGCUCCGUGGGCUGGCUCCUGGGCACCUUCCUCUGCAAAGCUGUGAUUGCUCUGCACAAGAUCAACUUCUACUGCGGCAGCCUGCUGCUGGCCUGCAUCGCUGUGGACCGCUACCUGGCCAUCGUCCACGCCGUCCACGCCUACCGCCACCGCCGCCUCCUCUCCGUCCACAUCACCUGUGCAGCCAUCUGGCUGGCGGGCUUCCUCUUCGCCUUGCCAGAGGUUCUCUUUGCCAAGGUCAGCCAACCCCACCACAACGACUCUCUGCCGCGCUGCACCUUCUCACAAGAGAGCCAAGCCGAAACCAACGCCUGGUUCACCUCCCGCUUCCUCUACCACGUGGGAGGAUUCCUGAUGCCAAUGCUGGUGAUGGGCUGGUGCUAUGUGGGAGUGGUCCACAGGCUGUGCCAGGCCCAGCGGCGUCCUCAGCGCCAGAAAGCGGUCAGGGUGGCCAUCCUGGUGACGAGCGUCUUCUUUCUCUGCUGGUCACCCUACCACAUUGUCAUCUUCCUGGACACCCUGGCGAGGCUGAGGGCCAUGGGCAACACCUGUGAGCUGAAUGGCUAUUUCUCUGUGGCCAUCACCAUGAGUGAGUUCCUCGGUGUGGCCCACUGCUGCCUCAAUCCCAUGCUCUACACUUUCGCUGGUGUCAAGUUCCGCAGUGACCUGUCACGGCUGCUGACCAAACUGGGCUGUGCCGGCCCCGCCUCCCUGUGCCAGCAUUUCCCUAGUUGGCGCAAGAGCAGCCUCUCUGAGUCAGAGAAUGCCACCUCCCUCACCACCUUCUAGCUCCCAGCCCCUUUGUUUCUGCUUUCCUUGGCGAAUGCAGCGAUGCUGGGCCCCUUGUAAAAGGAGCUGGGGUCCUAAGAGCUCACCUUGGCCAGUGUCCUCACAUGCGGCAGCCAGAUGAACCAGCCCUCUCUCCCGGUCAUCCCUGCCAGCUCUUCUCCCGGCCUUGGGGCUAGGCUGGGGUCAGAGGCAAAGCAAAGACACCUGUGCCUGUCUGAAUCUCCUCAGGCUGAGGGGACCCUGUCUCAAUCAGCCAAAGCUCGAGAAACAGCUUCUACUGCUGCCCUUACCUCUAGGGAACGUCAGCUCCCGCCCAGAAGGCACACCGUCCUCUCCUGGGUCACUACACAAUGACCCACUUCUCCUAGAAACUGAGCGCCAGGGGAUGGAUGGAGGUUAAGGCUGACAACAGGCCAGCUGGCAACAUGGUGUGGCCUUAACACGUCUGUCUUUACCAAACAAGUUCUGCCAGGCCACCAGCCCUGCAGCACCUUGACCAAGCAGGAAGCUCAGACGGACCCAGUCCAGGUAGCUGCCCCUGGCUCUGGCCAAAAUGGCACUGGGCCAGCCCCCUGUCCCUGGGCUCUGCGGAGAUCUGCAGACAGGGCAGACCAGCCAGUGUCCUGGGGAAGAGCUCAGGCUGGGCCAGCGGAGAGGAGCCACAGAAAGAAGAUGGUCCUCCCCCAGCUCCAGGGAGGGAAAGUGUAAAGGGAAGCCGGCUGUCUUCUCUGCCCUGGGUGGAGAGCUUCCUGCGUAGGCCCUGGGGGUCUGGGCAUUGAUGGGGAAGGAGGUAGACUUGUUCCUCCCUGUCCAGCUCACUGCAAACUACACAGAUGGGGCGAGUCCUUGGGCAGCAGUGGGGACUCACAACAGCGGGGGAGCACUUAGCCAAGAGCCCUCUGAGGAGCAAGACAGACUGAAAGAGGCCUCUGGGGGUCAUCUCUUCCAGCCCCCUUGCCUGCAAGCCAAGCCCAGAGAGCCAUGUGGCACCCCCUUAGGCUGGGAGGUGUGAAAGGCAGGCCUGGGCAGGGAAGUCCCCAGUUCCUGGGCAGGAAGCUGGGCCCUGCCCCCGAGAGGAUACUACUCAGACGGAACCAGAGGAAGCCACUCCUCGCUUGCCACCCACCACCCGGAGGGCUCUCCCUCCCUCUGCCCGGGCCUCCAGUGGGGAACGCUGCACGUGCAGAGGGCACAUCUGGGUAGCCAAGUCCCACUCAAGUCAGUCAGCCAGGCCCCCUCGGACACCCCCAUGGGGGAAAUCAGAGCUGUGACCCAGGGAACUGUCUUCACCAUGGAACACUGGGGAAGCCCUAGGGCCCCCAUUUUUCCUCCCAGCACCCAAUAGUAAGCUGGGCUGUGGAAGCAAAAAGUAAGCCAGAGGUUGGAGUUUUAAUUUUCUCUUUUUAAUAAAAAGGCACCUAUAAAACAGGUCAAUACAGUACAGGCAGCACAGAGACCCCCGGAACAAGCCUAAAAAUUGUUUCAAAAUAAAAACCAAGAAGAUGUCUU
Molecule: messenger RNA, 2954 nt
Organism: Manis javanica (Malayan pangolin)
Lineage: Eukaryota; Metazoa; Chordata; Mammalia; Pholidota; Manidae
Gene: CXCR5
Product: C-X-C motif chemokine receptor 5
Biological process (GO): calcium-mediated signaling; cell chemotaxis; immune response
Cellular component (GO): membrane; external side of plasma membrane
Molecular function (GO): C-C chemokine receptor activity; C-X-C chemokine receptor activity; C-C chemokine binding
Source: RefSeq, a predicted model, not a curated record